CGCGAAAAUGUGGAACCGCCUCUCACCGACCAGUUCCAACAGACUGUUGCACGAUAAUGCCUAGCGUAUCACUCUGGAAGGUCCGGAUCCCCCCUGGAUGCAAGGCCCCCUCAAGGUGGCGUUUCUGGGGGCCUCCGGUGUGGGACGCACCAGCAUCCUGCAGCAAUUCUUUAAGCACGAUUUUCCGAAGGAUCACAUCCGCACGGCACGGCGAAGCGUCUAUCGGAGCUGUCUGGUGUGUGAUGCGUGCAUUCGUGAGCUGAUGGUGUUGGACGUACCACCGCAGAAGUACUUCCCGAUCGAUAACCUGGCGGAGUGGAACAAUGGUCAUCCGCUUGGGUUGCGGACGGUGCAUACGUACGUGCUGGUGUAUGAUAUGGGGAAUUUGGACACCUUUCAGUACUGCCGAAAUAUGCGCGAUCAAAUUUUGGAGAGCUUCAACCAUCGCGAUUUCAAGAUAAUGGUCGUGGGCAACAAAGUGGACAUGGUGUCAAACCCUCACACUCAGGAACUAAAGGAUAUUUCCACCCUCGUCCGGAAGCACUGGCGCUGCGGAUACGUCGAGUGUUCGGCAAAGCACAACUACAAAAUUGGGGACAUCUUUAAGGAGCUGAUGGGCUACCCGGUCGGUGGAACCGCACCAAAGCUGGAGUUUUCGCAGGCGAUCGGGACGAAAAAUCGUUGCACAAUACUCUAGUAGUAGCUGAACCGGAGGGAUUCCUCCGCAAAGUGAUGCUGGCCAUUCGUCGAGUUCCACGAGCUCAGAAAAUACGCUCAUCUUGAAGGUUUUUAUUGAGCCUUCGGGUAUUCUUCCGAGUCCGUGGUCCUCCGUCGAGAAUGUUAGCGUUACGUAUCUCAUCCAGGAUCCAGGAUCGUGCCAAAGGAUGGAGCGUCUGUAAAACUGUAAUUAGCCGUUGGGGAGAGCAGAUUGAGCAGAACAAGUAGAAUUGAAGCCAGCAACCUCAGUGUCUGUUGAAGAAUAGUAGCCAGUAGUGUAGCCACCAGGACCCUGGCUGAUCGUGAAAUCCCAUCCAUCGUACCCAUCCUGUAGCUCGUAGACGUGUUUUAACCCGCCCCAGCGUCCGUUUUGUACAAAGAACCCCCCCUAAUGUACGUGAUUUUACGAGAGAGAUAGACAAUAACAAAUACCACACACUAUAAAUACACACAGACACACACACUGGUCCAUCGUCAAAGGACGCCAGGAUGUGCAGGAGCUAGGACUAGCAUUAUUCGUGUGUGUUAAAAGCGCUUGCGUGUCUCCUUACGUGACAACGCAUAAUUUGUUUGCGUUGACAGCAUCGCGCAUUGCAUCGCUUCUGUGUUGGUGCUUUAGUUGACGCUUUCCGUGUGCAUUGGCGAACAAAAUGGCCGCCCAGUUGCUAGGCAACCCGCCGCGUUUCCCGCCAGGAGACCACGGUUUUAGUAGGCUGAUUUGUUGUAGCGUGAACCGUUUCGAGCGAGCGUUCGAGCGUGUUCUUUGUUGUCGUUCUAGCUAGCGGAUGUUAACAAAGGAGAAGAGGAAAAAAAAUGAUGGCGAUGGUAGCAAGAGCACGAAGAGGGCGAUCAGCGAUCAUCUAGCGGGUUGAGAAAGCUUUUCAAGGGAGCGUACCCAUUUCGUAACGAUUUAUUUCUGCUGCAUUUUGUCCGCAUGCGUGAGGAAAGCUCUCUUUUACGCUCGAUGGGUUGAGGUUUCCCUUUUUUUAUUUCUUUAAGCACACUCGAAUGUGAUAUGCUAAACAGCGUCAAGGAGCUGGUCAUUACGCUUAUGAUUGAUCGAAUUUCGUAUGGGUGGUACACAUGUUUAGUUUAUUAAUGCGUUCGAAUAAAGCGAGCGUAUAGCUCUGGAAUUAAGGCGUUGGUUUGAGUGGAUUGAUUUAUGUUGGAUUUUGCUGCCCAAUGUUUGCUUGCCGAAGAUCGAGAAUGACCAAACGCACCCGGAGUUAAAUGGCGCUUUGUGAAAUUGCACUUUAUGUAGGUGAUGUAAGACGCGUAGUAAUAAUUAGACCACGUUAGGGCGAUUAAACGGUGGCGAUGGGAAGGACUGAGCCACACCAGUGUUACCAGUUGACGAAUCAAGCAAUGUUAAAUGAAAAAUAAACGAAUAAAGCGUACGAUGGCGUUCGGGAAAUGAAGCAAGUGAAGUAAAAGCGGCUUAAGUCGGUUUGUGGAGGUUUUUUAAAGCCUUUUAUUUGUGUUUUCAAUUACUGACAAAACCAAUGAUACUUUUUCCUUCGAUUGUCACGGGAAUUCGCAUGACAAAACGAUAGAAUUGCAAUAUUGUUGCAGUUAAUUAUGAUUCGAAUUAGUUUAAAUACCAUUCUGCAUCGUCUGGCGUUCAAAUUACGAAGAA
Anopheles nili is the source of this 2353-nucleotide messenger RNA. RefSeq names its product ras-like protein family member 10B. The record is from RefSeq and is a predicted model, not a curated record. The transcript is spliced from 6 exons. Lineage: Eukaryota; Metazoa; Arthropoda; Insecta; Diptera; Culicidae. Bases 98 to 697 code for a protein of 199 amino acids. Gene Ontology annotation, molecular function: GTP binding; GTPase activity.